GGUUGAACGCGCUCGUCGCGUCUCCCUGGAUUGUCGCAGAUGCCCUCGUUUGCUCAUUGUCCGUUUGCAUCCAAAUAAAGCGCACCCAUUCUACCUAUGCGCACUCGAUGAUAUGAGGCUUGUCAGAAAACAAGUCUCUGGUCGCUAAAAUGCCCAAGCGCACGGUAAACGGGCUUGCAGGCAGCCCUGCUCACAAGCGGACGCGGUUCGAGCAAGAUGAAGAUGAGGUUGUCGAUACCGCCGAAUCGAGCUCUGCCCGGCGCAACGAAUCUAGAAAACGUGUCCGCCUCUCAACACCCGAAGAUGUCAAACCUAUUAUACCGAGCCACUCCUCUCGCCGAGCUCCUAAUCCGAGCAAUGACGAUGAAGAAGAGGAUGGGGAGGAGGAAGAUUUUAAUAUGGAAGACGAAGGCGAAGGCGACCUUGUGGCCGGAACCCAGUACGAAAUGCUCCGCGACAAGGAGUUCGCGCAUCUGCAACAUGAAAAGGAGGACGAUCAGCGCGCCACACAACGACUGCGUAGCCGGCCAAAUAUCGUAGGCCAAAACCAUACGGCAGAAAAUGGAAUUCUACUGAGGGUUGAGUGCGUAAACUUUAUGUGUCACGAAAGGCUGAACGUUGAGUUGGGUCCUUUGAUGAACUUUAUUGUUGGCGAGAAUGGCAGCGGCAAGAGUGCCAUCUUGACGGCGAUUACUGUUUGUCUUGGAGGCAAGGCAAGCUCGACAAACCGUGCAGGCAGUCUCAAGGCGCUGGUCAAGUCAGGACAACAACAAGCAAUCUUGUCGGUGACAAUCAAGAAUGAAGGACUUGAUGCUUUCCAGCAUGAUAUCUAUGGCGACUCGAUCACAGUCGAGCGGCAUUUCUCGACUACCGGAAGCAGCGGCUUCAAGGUCAAAUCCAAGUCCGGAAGGAUCAUCGGAACCAAAAAGGCUCUCGUUGAGGAGAUUGUCGAGUAUUUCUGUUUGCAGGUUGACAACCCGCUCAAUGUCCUCUCCCAAGACCAGGCCAGAUCAUUUUUGAAUUCUGCCUCCGACUCGGAAAAGUAUCAAUUCUUCAUCAUGGGCGUGCAGCUGGAACAGUUGGACAACGAUUACCGACUGGUCAAUGAGUUUGUUGAGUCCGCCCGUUCCAAGAUACCGGAGCAGGAGGAGAGAGUGGUUUUGACCAAAAAGAAAUACGAAGAAGCCCAGAAGCUUCACGAGUCCAUGAAGCAAAACGAAGAGCUGCGCCGGAAAAGGCGUCUCUACGCCCAACAGCUUGCCUGGGCACAGGUUCAGGACCAGGAGAAGAUUCUGGAGGGUCGGCAUGAUAAAGUACGGGAUGUCAAUGACAGAAUACGCGCCCAAGAGCUCGAGAUCGAGAGAAAAUCCGCAGCGUUUGAUGCCGCAGAUAGAACCUACGAGCGGGCUGUUGCCGAGGCGGAACGUAUGGCCGAGGAGGAGCCUGAAGCUGCCGCCAUGACCGAUGCUGCACAAGAAAAGUUUGAUGCUGCGAGGCGGGAGCUGGAAAGGAUUCGCCAGGACGAGCGUGAUGCGCAUACACAGCUGAAGCAUCAUGACAAGGCACUAAAGGCCAACGCUGCCAGCAUCGAACAGGAGAAGAAGAUCGUAGCCGGAUCGACCGGCGAGGAGGUCACCCGAAACCGAGAUAGGCUUGCUGCUGAAAAAGAUCGACUCGAACAGAUCCGCGAGCGGUUAAACGAAAACGCAGCACGCGGUCCAGGUCUCGAGCAACUGCGAGACGACGCGAAAAACGAGCAAAUAAAGAUGCACCGGGCGGCGGAGGCCAAGCAGCAGGAGAUCAGGGCCCAGGAAGGCAAGAUCAGGGACUUGGAGAGAAACGAUCGGUCUCCGCUGGACGGGUACGAGCCUCGCGUGCCGGAACUGUUGCGCCAGAUCGCCAGCGACUCCGGAUACAGGGAAAAGCCCAUUGGGCCUAUGGGCUCUCUGAUUCGACUACAUAAACCGGAAUGGUCAAGUUUGCUCGAAAAGACGCUUGGUCAACAACUGAAUGCGUUUGUCGUCACUAGCAAGGCAGACCAGCAACGCCUUCAAACCACCAUGCGUCGUCUCGGUAUCCAAAGAUGCCCCAUCGCGAUUGGCAACCGUGCUCCGCUCAACACGGCAGACAAGGAACCAGAUACCGAAUUCGAUACAAUCCUGCGGGUGCUCAAGUUUGACGAUGACUUGAUACGUAACCAACUGAUCAUCUCCGGUUCCAUUGAGCAAGUCAUCCUCAUCCCGGAUCGAAAGGCAGCCGAAAAGGCCAUGUUCGACGGACCGCCGCCAAGAAAUGUCAAAGCCUGCCUUUCUUUCAACGAAAGGACCAAGAGCAGGGGCUACCGUCUAACCGCUAGGCAAGGCGGCCAAAACCUGUCGACUUCUCAGGUCAAUCCGAACCCCGGCACCAAGCCGCGGAUGAAGGCCGAUGCGCACGCUCAGAUAGCUCAGGAGCGGGAGUACUUGGCGCAGCUUAAGGACGAAUAUACUCGCCUUUGCCAAAAGCGUGACGAUCAGCGGAGGAAAGUCCAGCAGUGUGAACAGGAGCUGCAGCAGCAACGACAGACCAAGACAGAGCUCCAUAGGGAAGAGAGACAAUGCGAGGCGUCAAUUCUAGGCAUUGAGCGCGACCUCGAUCAGUUCGAAGGCUACGACGCUCGUCUUCAGGGACUGGAGGAGGCCAGGGCGCGCCUGCAAGAAGAGUUUGAAACCGUGGGGCGUCAGUAUGGAGAGCUGCGCGCAAUCAUGGACGAGCAAAACAAAAAGGUUCAGGCCCUCCAUGCGGAGCUGGCGAAGGAAAAGGCCACGCGAGACCAAUUCAUGGCGCGUAGGGGUAGGGCCAUGGAUAAGAUCAAGGGAUACGCCGACGGGAGGGCGAUGGAGCUCAGCCAGAAGAAUGCCGCAAUGGAGGAAAUGGAAAAACUCAAAGACGAUUUGCGACGAGCAGAGAGGAAAGUAGGGGAGCAGGAAACAAUUGUCCAAGAGUUCACCACCGAAGCAUCGAAGAUCUUUCCGGAAAGGGUGUUUGUGCCCGAGGGCGAAACGCAUCAGGCAGUGCAAAAGAAGUUGGACAUCGUCAAGAAGCAGCUUGAUGACCGCAACAAGCGCAUUGGCAAGACCGAGGCGCAGGUGGAAGCCGAGGCCGCAACCGCCAAGAAGAACUUUGAGCACGCCUCCAAGUCGCUCAAGGGGAGCUUGCAGGUGAUAAAGCAGCUGAAGCGGACCAUGGCUCUUCGUCUAGAGAAGUGGCGACUCUUCCAGCGCUAUAUCUCGGCGAGCGCGCGGACCAAUUUCAUCUACCUACUCAGCGAGCGUGGCUAUCGCGGCCAGCUUCUCCUGGACCACGUCAACCGGAAGCUGCAGAUCCAGGUUGAGCCUGAUGCCACCAAGAAAAACGGACAGGGCAGGAACACCAAAACGCUGUCUGGUGGCGAGAAGUCCUUUUCUUCCAUCUGCCUGUUGCUGGCAAUAUGGGAUUCCAUGGGUUCGCCGCUUCGCUGUCUGGAUGAGUUUGAUGUGUUCAUGGACAACGUGAACAGGGCCAUUAGCACAAACAUGCUGGUUUCUGCCGCACGUAGGUCUGUCAGCCGACAGUAUAUCAUGAUCACACCAAACGCCAUCGAGGGUCGUGCCAAGGUCGACAAGGACGUCAAGAUCCACAGAAUGACUGAUCCUCGCCAACGCACGUUGGCUGGCCCUCAGGCACGCUAAGGCAAAACAAACAUCCAGAUACCGAUUUGCUUUUUGGGGGCGCUCGUGUAUUAUUGCAAGGGAGUUAAGAUAUGGGCUAAGCAUUGGAGUAGGCGUUUGUUCUCAUGAGUGAGCGACUGGGGUCUGGUAACAGGUCGAGGGCCUUGUGUUGCUUGGAAGGAGUUUGCUUUAAACUGCAAUCUUUGCUCGAACAAUCAAAAGAAAAGGAGAAAGCAAUGAUGAUGGGCUAAUGUUCGUUUCAUGGAUGAACCCAAGGUCGACAAAGAAGCGCUGGAUGUACAUUACUCCAGAAAACUUGUAUACUUUCUUUUGUUGUACAUAUAUUCUACACCCUGUAUUAUACACAAACAACACAUACGCACAAUAACUGACUGAUUACACUGGUCGCACUAGCGCUGACCAAAAAUUAUAUCCUG
Molecule: messenger RNA, 4126 nt
Organism: Pyricularia oryzae 70-15
Lineage: Eukaryota; Fungi; Ascomycota; Sordariomycetes; Magnaporthales; Pyriculariaceae
Exons: 4
Coding region: 150-3710 (1186 amino acids)
Biological process (GO): double-strand break repair via homologous recombination
Cellular component (GO): nucleus; site of double-strand break; Smc5-Smc6 complex
Molecular function (GO): single-stranded DNA binding; damaged DNA binding
Source: RefSeq, a predicted model, not a curated record